UUUUAAAAAAAAAAAUCAUUAAAAGCUACUUUUUCAUUAUAUAUACACUAUUAUGGAAGCCAAUCAACAGAAUAUAUCCAGACAUAGACAUUCAAUAAAGCCUACUUCACAGCAUCAUCUUCAUCACCAUUAUCAUUCAUCAUCGUCACCUUAUCCAACGUCUAACACAUCAUCUUGUUCUCACUCAAACGCGCCUAUCAAUACAACAAGUCGAUGGCAACAAUUAGUUGUAGGGGCAGGUUCAGCCGCAGGCACAAUGUCAGCCGUUAUUAGCGAAGAAUCCAUGAAAUGCUUAAAAUACUGCUUGAGCUGGUUGACCUACGCCAUACAACAUAUUGAACAACAAAUGAAUAUUUUAAGAAAUUUUUUAGUUUCAUUAGCCAGCUCGAAACAGCAACAGAGACAACAAGGACAACAAGAACAGCAGCAACGAGUGGGCUCGAGAGCAACAUCCAUUAUAAAUAGUAAUGGCAGCAAUAGCAGCAGUGUAUUAUCCGGCGUUAAAAAGGAUAUUGUAGAGACUUUAAGAAAAGUUGUAGAUGUUAUAACAAAAUAUGCUGGUGUUUCAUUACCUGCUCAUGCACGACAGGCUGUGCGAGGAUUUAUAUUGAACUUGCCAGGUCGUUGGGCUAUGGUGAAGGAUAUUCGAUCAACAACACAAACACCUGUGGCAUCACCACGAUUGCCACCACCGAACUCACCUUCUACCUGCAGCACUAGUUCUAGAUCCUCUUCUUUCAGUAGCGGAAUGAGUAGCGAUAACUUUUAUCAUUUGAAUGACUCCGGCGGUGGUACAACAGAAUAUAAACAAGAAGAAGCGGCUAUUCGAUUAUUAAGUUUCGGUCAAGAGUCUGUGGAUAUGUUGAAUUCUGUUUCUCUUGUAUUCUCAGAUACAGUGGGUAGAGCUGAACUGUGGAUUGAUCGGUUGAAAAUGGUGCCUGGUAUUAAUAUUAGAGGCUCAGAAGAACGACAGUCCAUGGAAGGAGGGACAGUACAGGAGCAAGAACAAGAACGUAUUCAAUUACCGCCUAUUCGAACUCUAAUUGACGAAAGCCGAGAAAAAAAUCUUGGUUUCCCAUCACCCAUACAAACACCAGGCAAAAAAUUAAUAAAUGUUAACAAUUUUUAAAGUCUAGGCACAGUUUGAGUAGAGUCAGUUUAAAAUGAUGAUGAUCGAUUGUAUAUAAGUAGGAUAAAAUAUGGGAGGAAUCCAAGUAAUAUUGAUUGUGCAUAGAAUAUCAAAGGAAAUAUACCAUAGUCUACCUAUGAAUAAACUGCCAGCGAAGAGCAAGAGAUACAUUAUUUUUAACGUUCUCAUAUUGCAGCGAUACAUAUAGUAUCUGUUGGAAAGUAAAAGAAUUGAUUAAUCGAAGGAUUUUGGCUUCUUAUUCAUCCUCCCUGCACUACUAGUAUGAUUGCUCGAAUAGGAGGA
This is a messenger RNA of Mycotypha africana, 1432 nucleotides long. Its product is annotated as transcription factor Opi1-domain-containing protein. Gene Ontology annotation, biological process: regulation of transcription by RNA polymerase II; endoplasmic reticulum unfolded protein response; phospholipid biosynthetic process. NCBI's taxonomy places the organism in Eukaryota, Fungi, Mucoromycota, Mucoromycetes, Mucorales, Mycotyphaceae. The record is from RefSeq and is a predicted model, not a curated record. Gene Ontology annotation, molecular function: transcription corepressor activity. Gene Ontology annotation, cellular component: endoplasmic reticulum; nucleus. The coding region runs from base 53 to 1129 and encodes 358 amino acids. The transcript is spliced from 2 exons.